AUUACAUGAAUUUGAAGUUAAAUGUUGACCUGAAAGUCUAUAUAAAAAGUUCACCACUUGUCAUGUGUGCAUUGUUGUUGUAAGAAAACAGUAAGAAUUGACAUUUAUAUUUUAAGAAAAAACAAACAAACAACAAUUAAAAGGACCUGCAUUUUUUUUAACAAAGGACAAUAAAGGAUUUAUAAAAACGCGAUCAUGUAAUCUUGACAAUAUGCCUGAAGCAUUUUGAGUAUUUGGACAUAAGAAGCAUGGCGCAAGCUGUUUUCUGGAUGGUUGCUGGAAUAUUGAUAUGUUGGUACAGCGCGGGGUGUCCAGCGGAAGCGUGUCGCCCCGAGGAAGAUGCGAGCUUUAACCUCCGAGAGGUCAUCAUCGGAACAUGCGAGCGGUUCCAGGCGGACCAUCAGGACGUCUUCUGUCCAGACAGAUUCCGGAACUGUACGGAUAUUUGGGAAGCGUUCUCGGGGGCGUUCCGUCAGCAGCCGCGUUGUAACGUGAACGAGUCGAGGUACGACCGCUACGUUCAACUCACCGCCACAGACUUACCUAAGGACAAGGCCGUGUUUUGGGAGAACGUCUACCAUUUUGUGAGUCGCUUCACCAAUGGAGGUCGUCACUACUUUCAAGUCGGGGACACGCUGAUGGGCUACAUACCCGACGGCCUGCAGUGGUGCGGCAGCCUAAAUGAAUCGGAUAUCACUCCGGGCGGCAGCAAGUGUCCGAGCAGCUGGGAAGCUUCUUCCCACUGUCCGCAGGGCGCCUCUCGAGCGUGUUGGGUCGCCAUUUCCAAGUACUUCGCCCAGCACGUGAGCGGCGAGAUUUACGUCAUGUUAAACACUUCUGUGACCCCGAUCUACGCGAUCGACACGUAUCUUGCUGAGUACGAAAUUCCGUACCUCCGAUCAGGCGUUGUAACCAAGGCGACCGCAUUGCUGCUAAACGACAGCCCAGAACCCGGGAAAUCCCAGUGUUCUGAUGGCAGCCUGUCAGUGCUAGAAGGUCAACUGAGGCAGAAGAACAUCUCGUAUAUGUGCGUCGAAAACCGGAGAGACGUCGCUACCAUAUACUGCCUAGACAACCCUACAGCCAAACUGUGUGAUUCUCUGGCCCACGCCACCAACUCGGCACCAACCAUUGUUGGUUAAUGAAUGCCAUUCUUGUACUUUGUGUGUGCGCAUAUAUAUUGUUUUGAUGUAUUUUGUUAUCAAAAUACACAUUGGCAGGUUAUUAUUAGUAUGCAUGCAUAUGGGAACACACAAUGAUAGAUUGAGUUUUUUUGUACAAGGAUGGGCCUUAAAAUAAAAUUUUCUUAUUU
Dreissena polymorpha is the source of this 1312-nucleotide messenger RNA. RefSeq names its product ADP-ribosyl cyclase/cyclic ADP-ribose hydrolase 2-like. Gene Ontology annotation, cellular component: plasma membrane. Gene Ontology annotation, molecular function: phosphorus-oxygen lyase activity; NAD+ nucleosidase activity. Lineage: Eukaryota; Metazoa; Mollusca; Bivalvia; Myida; Dreissenidae. The transcript is spliced from 8 exons. The coding region runs from base 249 to 1142 and encodes 297 amino acids. Gene Ontology annotation, biological process: positive regulation of B cell proliferation. The record is from RefSeq and is a predicted model, not a curated record.